CUCUGACCAAGACUCGAUCUGCACGGCACCAGCUCGCCUGUUGCGAGUGAUUACUGCAGUUUGUCCGUCCGGCUUAAUCUGCCAGCCAUUCAACUGCCCAAACCAGCGACGCACCCACCAACAAACUCUGAUACAGACACCACCCGAAGGCGACGCACCCAUGGCCGACGAACACAGCUCGUCCGAUUCAACCUCGAUCUCCUCGGUCGGGUCCUCGUCAGAAUCGACAAAUCACUCGCCCGCUUCUCCGACGCAUCCACCGUCCAAGCCUUCUCGCCACAGUCUGCCGACAGUCCAUGUUGACGACGACUCCAGAUCGAUCGACGACGACGACGACGAGCUGACGGACCUCUCAUCAGCGUCACCCACGACGGAGCAGACCGGGAUCAAAUGGACGCCCGAAAUGGAGCUGGUACUCUUUCAAGCGAUAUUCAAAUAUCAACCCGUUGGUGUCCACCGACGAUUCCGGAUGAUCAGCAUUAUGCUGCACUGUGAGCGAAAUAUGCCUAUAAGAGUGUCUCGAGGCGAUGUGUGGGAUCGCCUCGAGAGCCUCUACAACCUCAAGGAGCUGGAUCGACUCACCGACGAGACCGAUGCGGCUGAAGACACCUCCGGGACGUUUGGCAGCGCCGAGCUGAGCAUCUCCAGAAGCAUCUAUCCGUUCCUGGUCGAGCAGGAGUUCCAGCUUCCCUUUGAGGACUUUGAGGGGCUGAUUGCCGAACACCGCAAGGCCAGCACGCCCGAGUCGGAUGCCGGUGACCUGGCCUCAAGUCAAAGCAGCUCGUCAGUUCGGCCAUCGUCCUCGAUCGAAGUAUCGGCGACAGACCCCGGUCGCGGCUUCCGAGGCGGGAUGCAGUCGCCGCUGUCGCCGAGACUGGCCGCCCAACGGCUCAAGAACCGACCCAUGUCGCCGGUGCGAAUCAAGACACCAGAGCUGGAAGGUAGGCGAAGCGUGCGGUCUACUUUGAGUUUGAUGCCAGAAGCUGCAUUGAGACAGCCCGGCUGCUAUGGCGAGUCUCGACGACGCAGGCCUCUGUGGCAGUUUAAGAGCGCUCUGCUCGGGAUCGGGAUCGGACGAAGGCAACGAGACGAGCCUAACCUCCUGUGGUUGUCAAGGCCCGACGGGGACGCAAGCCCAAGUCGCAGAUAGCCCUGGAAGCCGCAGCACCAGAUUCACCGUCAGCGCUUCCGCCCGGCGUCAAUCCUCAGCCCAGCGAAGGCUCAACGGCGGGCUCAACCAGCGACGGAGGAGUCGCAUCGACACCUCGCCGACAGACCCGCAGCACCAGCGCAAUUACGGCUGCACCCACACCCACACCGAAACGAACGAAACGGGGCUGAUCGGGACAGCGGCACGGCGAGGAAGAGGCGAUGGAUGUGGUGAUGUGAUGUGAUGUGAUGUGAUGUGAUGUGAUGUGAUGUGAUGU
Molecule: messenger RNA, 1427 nt
Organism: Polychytrium aggregatum
Lineage: Eukaryota; Fungi; Chytridiomycota; Chytridiomycetes; Polychytriales
Product: chromatin modification-related protein EAF7-domain-containing protein
Exons: 3
Coding region: 161-1150 (329 amino acids)
Biological process (GO): regulation of transcription by RNA polymerase II
Cellular component (GO): NuA4 histone acetyltransferase complex; nucleus
Source: RefSeq, a predicted model, not a curated record